UAACGCAUCGCUAUCCGUGCAUGCGCAUCCAUCGUUCGAAAACGGAGUUACCCGAGACAGCCCGUGCGACUGCUCCAAGUUUGCCAGAGCGCACACGUGUCCCCGCGGUGUGACUGUGCGUUUUGUACCUGCGUUUCCUCUCCUUCUUGCAGUGUGCACUUUUCGUUUACACACGACCGCCUGUGAGCACCUCUCCGCCCGGUGUUCCUGCCACCAGAGCAGACCUACGCUCGCACACCGGCACAGGUAAUCUACCUACUUAUAGAAUAUCUACGCGGGACACCGUGCAUACGUAUCUUUGAUAUCUGCGUUCGUUCGUUCGUUCGUUGCGAGCCGUUUGUGUGUCAGCGGUAGAACGUGUGGUCUCUUGGUGCGUGCGUGUGCCCUCCUCCUCCUCGAGGAGGGUUGCUAGGUGGUAGGAGGUGGAGUAGCCGCGAACGCACAGUCGCUUCUCGACGGUCGGACGGUGAACGUGGUCCACGGGUGGUGUCCAGCACGCGCACGACCGUCAGUUCCUUCUAGGCUAGCGGUGCAACCAUCGCAGGGUGUUCCACCUCUCUCAGGAUUCGUGUGUUUUCUCGGCAAGCCACCUCAAAAAGAACACGGACCAGCCGAUAGGAACGAAAUACCACCCUUCCAAAACGACACACACCAAGAUGAUGAAGGCGAAGUGUUCUUUUGGGAUCCACUGUCCGCUAAAAAUCGAAAUUCGAAAAAUCAGAAUCACGUGCGACAGCUGCAAGAACAGUUGGCACAAGCCACCAUGAGGAUACGCGACUUAGAAACCGAACUAAAAUGUGUUCAAAAGGUUAAUAAUUCCUCGUUAAAGGAGGAACUCGCCGAUGGACAUCAGAAAGCAGAAUUCCUGAGGGCCAAGCAGGACAUGGUGAAUCGAAUAAUACAAAUGGAAGAAAAGAACCGAGAAGCAGAGAGGAAUACAAAACGCAUGCAAUCAGAUGAAACGGCCUUGAUCAACGAUUUCCGCACCGUACUGUCCAAAUUGAACUCCCUCGAGAAGCUAGGCUUAGUCAGGAACGCGCUGAAAGCUUUGGAAACGGAAAAUGAAAAGUACAGCGACGCUAAUGAACAGGAAAAAUCGGACUCGGAUGAGAAACUUAAAAAGCACAACAACACCGUAGGCCACGAAUCCGUCGCGGUGAAGCCUAACUUCGACGUCGAUUCGGAUCUCCAAAAGCGGAACGAUGGCUUUAUCGAGGCAUCGAACAAUAGGGAAUCGGAAUUGUACAAGAAAAUCGAGGAGCUCCAGGAAGAAAAUAAACGAUUGUUUACGAGCGUCGAGCAAUUGGAUCAGCAGCACGAGGAAUCGAUAGAGCAACUGCUGACUCUCAAGGGGGACAUCGAAAAGAAGCACCAGUGCCUUCAAAACGCUUACGAGCAACUCUACGUAGACUACAACCAAGCUCAGGAUAAGGUCGUCCAGUUGGAGAGUAGACUCGCAAACACGACUAAGCAUGUCGAAAUCGAGACAGUAUCUCAUCCUGUGCAAACAGCUCCCUUGGAGAUCGAGGACAGACUCGUCCAGACGGAUGCUCUUGGAUUAGACGAGCAGAGGAACGAUAAGACUGCUAUCGAUGAGCUAACCGCGAAGGUGAAGGAUAUUUUGAAGAAUUCGCUCGUAGAAACAGAGCCUGGGGUGUCGAUAUUCGAGGCUGUAGCGAAGCAAUACGUGGAUGCGAAAUGGAAAAAGGACGUGUUGGAGAAAAGAGUGACGGAUCUCAACCGAGAGCUGAAGGGGGCUGUGGAAAUGAAGGACAAUUUACAGGUCGAGUGCUACGAUAUGCAGACGCAUAUCGACACGCUGGUAUUAGAGAUACAAGAUUUAAAAUUAAAUUUACCGUCCAUACCGGAGGCGAGCGAGGAACGCGUCGCUUGGCUGGAGUCUGAAUCGGAGUCCUUGCACGAGGAAGUGAAACGUCUUCAAGCUGAAAACGCGGCAUUGAAGAGGGAAAACGGAAAACUUGGUGGAGGCGGGCUGUGCGAAAUACGGUUAGACAAUCAAGGGUAUACAGCAGCUGGGUCUAGAAAUAGAAAACUAACGAAAUUAGAAGACAUUCCGGAAUGUAUCGAGGAGACCGACAGCGCAAUGGAGAAUCUGAAUCGCAGAUUGCACGCGACAUUGGACGAGAACGAGGAGUUACAAAGAAAAGUUGAUAUACUUGAAAACACGGAGAAGGAGACGCAGGAGCAGCUCAGGAUGUCGAUGGAGAAGUGCAAAGGGUUGGACGAGAAUAUCGAAUUCACCGAGGAACUGAAGCUCGAGCUCGAGAACGUGAAGCGAGAACUAAAGACGUCGACUUCCGUUAGAAAACAAUUAGAAAAUAAUCUGACUCUGUCUCAGAGCGCGAAAGACGAGGUCGACAAGAAGAACGAGGAACUGUCCCUUAAAAUUGAGCAGCUGGAGACUGAGAUCUCGAAAUGCCGUGAAAUCAAUCUAAAAGAGGAGAACAAGGACGUAUUGCAAGAUCUACAGAAACAGCUCAACAUAGUCAGUUGCGAAAAAGACUAUCUGAAAGACGAUAUUUUGGACAUGCGAUGGGAAUUGAGUCAGGCGUUGAAUCAGAUAGACUCGAAGGAGAGCCAUAUAGCGAAAUUGAAUCAAGAUAAUGAAAAUUUAAUGAAGGAGAAGAAUUCGUUACUGGAGCAACUGACUGCUAUUCAAGACGAGUCCAAUGAUAAGAUAGACUUGGUAAACACGGAGAAGGAGCAGCUCAGGAUGUCGAUGGAGAAGUCCAAAGGCUUGAACGAGAAUAUCAAAUUCAUCGAGGAACUGAAGCUCGAGCUCGAGAACGUGAAGCGAGAACUAAAGACGUCGAUUUCCGUUAGGGAACAAUUAGAAACUAAUCUGGUUCUGUCUCAGAGCGCGAAAGACGAGGUCGACAAGAAGAACGAGGAACUGUCCCUUAAAAUUGAGCAGCUGGAGACUGAGAUCUCGAAAUGCCGUGAAAUCAAUCUAAAAGUGGAGAACAAGGACGUAUUGCAAGAUCUACAGAAACAGCUCAACAUAGUCAGUUGCGAGAAAGACUAUUUGGAAGACGAUAUUUUGGACAUGCGAUGGAAAUUGGGUCAGGCGUUGAAUCAGAUAGACUCGAAGGAGAGCCACAUAGCGAAAUUAAGUCAAGAUAAUGAAAAUUUAAUGAAGGAGAAAAAUUCGUUACUGGAACAACUGACUGCUAUUCAAGACGAGUCCAAUGAUAAGAUAGACUUGGUAAAUACGGAGAAGACUUUGCUCGAACAAGAACAGAUGGAAUUGAAAGAAAUAGACGCGAGCAAGGAGAAAGAACUAAAUGAACUUAAGGAACGAUUACGCGAGACGGAGGAGAAGUAUACGAAAUUGCAAGACGAAUUUACGUGUGCGAAUGUGAAAGCUGAGCAAUUUCGGUUGCAGAGUGAAAAUCUUCAAAGCGAAAUGGUAAAACAGGAUGAAUUGAGGAACGAAUUGGAUCGUACAAUGUCCAUCGUUGAGAGACUAAGUUCCGUAGAAAAUGAUUACACUCAAUUAGUAAAAGAAGUGGAAACGCUACGCGCGAAGGAGGAGACGCUAAUAGCUUUACAAGAACACUUCUCCAAAUUAACGGAGGAGAAUAGAAAUUUAAUUAGUCUGAAUGAAACGAUACAAAAUAAUUGUAAACGAUUAGAGCAGGAAAUGGCAUCCCUGGAAGCGCAAAAGAAGGAGUUAGUAAAUCAUGCAAACGAAAAUACCUGUGAUAAUGAAAAGCAACAAAUUAUAGCACUGUUAGAAGAAAAGACGCGAGAAAACGAUGCCCUGAGAAAUGAUAACGACAAACUGAUGGCGGAAAUCUUUGAAUCGCAAAAAAAACUACAGAAUAUCGUCGAAAGUAAUACGGAAUCGACCGAUAUGGCGAAGCAAACGAUAGAAAGCUUAUCCCAUCUCAUCAAGGAGAAAGAUGAAGAAAUCAAUGGUUUGAAAGCAACGAUUGACCUUGUGAAAAAUAGUACGGAAACGUCUGAUAGUUUUGCGACUAUAAAGAACGAAAGAGACGAACUCGUCAAGCUUGUUACGGCAAAGCAUAACGAGAGCUUGCAAUAUCACGGUGAAAUUCAAAGGCUGACGCAUCUCUUGAACGAGCAAGCAUCGCAAAUCCAAGCCUUGGCAUCGGAGAGAGAUGUAAGUUUAUCUCAAUUUGCGGAGAAGAAUGCGGAACUUUUGUGGACGAAAAACGAGUUGCAGGUAGCUCAGCAACGUUUGAAGAACGUCGAAAAUUCGAGCAGCAGUGAAACUUGCGGAAUCGUCGAACAUUCCGCGCAAAUGGCAGAGAUCGCGCUUCUUAACGAGAAGUGCAACGCAUUGGAGGCAGCUUUGAUACAGGAGCAGUCUAACAACAGGAUGCUGCAGCAUCAGAUUACAGAGAGCCAAAGUAAAGAGGCGAACGCUGCGAAAGAACUGGAACGGCUACGAACGCACUUGGUUGAGAUCGAGUCAAGCUACACAGAAGAAGCUCUGAUCGCCGAGGAAGCGCGAAACGAGUUGGAAGCAAAGUUGCUGCAAGCCGAAGAAAAAGUGAAAUCCAGCUCGACCGCGUACACGUCCGCCAAUAUCAGAGCGAAUCAACAAGUGGAAACGUUGCAACAGCAAAUGGCGUUGAUCGUUCAACAAAGGGAUGACAUACAAAACAAGUUAUCCAUUGCCGAAGAUACAAUCUUGUCCCAAGCUGCAUCUCUGACUAAUUUGCAGAUUGUCUUAGAACAGUUUCAACGAGAUAAGGAAAGAGACAUCAUGGCAGCAAUGGAAAGGCUUCAAGUUAAACUGAACAAUUCGUAUAAGAAACAAGAAGAGCUGGCUAAUGACGUUACUAACCUGAAGGAGCAAUUAGCAGAAGCUAAAGAAUGCUUACAAGCGGCAUCAAGAUUAAGCGAACAACUUGAUAAGAAAACAGAACGUAUUGAACAACUGAACCAAGAAGUGGACCGAUUGGCAAAUCUCGUAAAUACUGCUGAUCAAAGGAUAGAAGAAGCGAAACAAAGUGGAGAGGGAAAAGUUGAUAAAACUCUCAUUAAAAAUCUUUUGUUGGGUUACCUGGUUUCAUCGGCAGCGGACAAGUCUUCGGUGCUCAGAGUAUUUUCUACGAUUUUGGAUUUCGAUGAAGUAGAAAAAGAAAAAGCUGGUUUGAACAACGCGGCCGCACAAAGUAGUUGGUUUUCACGUUUAAGUAGCGGAUCUACAGUUCCUAAUAAGGAUCAAGAUGCAUCUUUAUCGGCCGCGUUCGUAAGAUUCCUAGAAAGCGAAUCAAAACCUAAACCACAAUUACCUGCACUGCCAAUUCAAACAUCAUCUUUACCAAGGCCUGGCCACAGUAGACAGCAUUCAACAUCAUCGACACAAUCUACUUUAUUGCUUUCAAAUGUAAACCUUCCAACAUUCCCGGACUUCGUUCCAGCUAGAAAUACGGGUUCUAUUUUAAAAGAAGUACUGAAGGAUAGCUGAUAUUAAAACUUCUGGUAUAAUGCUUUGUAAAUCUUCAAACUAUGAUAAAAAGCAACAUGUAAAGAAUACGUUUAAUUACUGAAUUUCAUUCGAUAAAAACAUAAAAAUACAAUUACAAGAUAAAAAUAAAUUCAUUAUACUUUCUUUUUUGUAAAAAAUGUAUAUACUGCAAAUAAUUUUGCAGUAAUGAUUAUUCAGACAUUCUUAAUGACAUCUUUUUCUUAAACAAAAUUUCUUCAAAAAUAUUAUUUUAUAAAAAAUUAAAGUUUCGAUCAGCAAACAUAUUAUUUAAAUAUUUUUUGGUGCUCACGAUAAAAAUAUUUCAUAUCUAUUCAAGAUCUAAAUUUUUCUUGCUGACAAUAAUCUUGUAAUAUAAUAAAAUUCAAACUUUUGUCAAUUUGAAAGGUAGUCUAUAACUACGCUGUUUUAAUCUAAACUUUUAUCUAAAAUUACAACGAAUGAAAUAUUAAAUAACAUAUGUUUACAGUAUUAAAUAUUUUUAUUCAUACUUUGCGCUACAUAUUAAAGUGUCUUUCUGUUUACAUCAGAAAUUAAUAUUAUAUCACAGAUAUAAUGUAAUCUAUCUUACACAGUAAAUGCAAUUUGUAUUUAUAUCCUUAUAGUCCUAAAUAUUAUAAUACUCUAUAAGGUAAAAUUGUUAAGCCUAAGUCUUUUAGUUUUGCAACAAUUGUAUAUAAAAUAAUGUAACUAAAAAUAAAUACGAAAUGGUGGGCUAGCAAUAAAUAUAUAACAAAUUUACACUAAAUAGUGGAAGUGCUUCCAUUGUAUUGGCUAUAAUUUUGAAUAUAAUUGUCGAAAAAUACGUGAUCUUCUAACCUACAAAUUUGAUAGAUAUAUUGAAAUUUAUUACACAUGGAUAUUGUUAAAAUAUAUACAAUGAAGAAAAAUAAUAUACAAAUAUAGUUUUCUUACUGUUAAAUUUUGCUUUCUUUUAUACCAUUAAAAUGAACUUCAUUAUAUGUAUGAUAAUGUUUACUAAAAUCAUAGUUUCUAAUGUUUGUUUUCAACAAUUUUGUGACAAUGUAUAGCAGUAUCAAUCCAAAGAUGGCAUAAUUCCAAUAUACAUAAUGUUUACAGCAUACUAAAAAUAGUUUGAACUAUACAAAUAUAAGAUUAUCUUUCAGUGUUUUUGCAAAGAAGGAAUUUUAUAUUUCUAUUUUAUCUAAUGAACCUAAUAUUAUUAUUCAAUUAAAAGAUAGGAUAUGUAUAAUUUAAAAGAAUUUCACAAAAAUUUUUUUUAUCAGUUUUAUUUUUAACCGAAUUCUUAAAAUCUGAAAGAUACAUAAUACACUAAUGAGACUAGAACACAGAGUAUGAUAAAUGUUACAUGAAUUAUUUUUCAAAGCUUUUACAAAGAAUUUAACAUUUAUUUUGUCUAAACUAAACCUAUUACUACUAACUACCUAAUUCAAGGGGAAGAGAUGUGAUUAAAAAGAGAGAUAUUAAUGAAUAUUAACGUAUCACUUUUAUUUUAAAUGUAAUACUUAGACUAUUGUGACAUAAAUUAUAUGACAGAAAAAUUUGUGAAAGAUAUAAAAUAGUAUAAAACAGAAACACAAAUAUGAGGAAUACAGUUCAAAAAUUUAGGACUU
Molecule: messenger RNA, 7077 nt
Organism: Hylaeus anthracinus
Lineage: Eukaryota; Metazoa; Arthropoda; Insecta; Hymenoptera; Colletidae
Product: thyroid receptor-interacting protein 11-like
Exons: 11
Coding region: 764-5464 (1566 amino acids)
Biological process (GO): endoplasmic reticulum to Golgi vesicle-mediated transport; Golgi organization
Cellular component (GO): Golgi apparatus
Molecular function (GO): small GTPase binding
Source: RefSeq, a predicted model, not a curated record